Molecule: messenger RNA, 333 nt
Organism: Pichia kudriavzevii
Lineage: Eukaryota; Fungi; Ascomycota; Pichiomycetes; Pichiales; Pichiaceae
Exons: 1
Coding region: 1-333 (110 amino acids)
Biological process (GO): mitochondrial electron transport, cytochrome c to oxygen; mitochondrial electron transport, ubiquinol to cytochrome c
Cellular component (GO): mitochondrial intermembrane space
Molecular function (GO): heme binding; electron transfer activity
Source: RefSeq, a predicted model, not a curated record
AUGCCAGCUCCAUUUGAACAAGGUUCCGCAAAGAAGGGUGCAACUCUUUUCAAGACUAGAUGUGCACAAUGUCACACCAUCGAAGCAGGUGGUCCACACAAGGUUGGUCCAAACCUUCACGGUAUUUUCUCCAGACACUCUGGUCAAGCUGAAGGUUACUCCUACACCGAUGCUAACAAGAGAGCAGGUGUUGAGUGGGCACCACAAACCAUGUCUGACUACUUGGAAAACCCAAAGAAGUACAUCCCAGGUACCAAGAUGGCUUUCGGUGGUUUAAAGAAGGCAAAGGACAGAAACGACUUGGUCACCUACAUGUUGGAAGCUUCCAAAUAA